AUGUCUUCAAUAAAACUUCCUUUGAACCUAUCAAAUAAGGAUGUUUUAAAUAUGCUCAUUAAAAUAUCCGAAAGAGAUGAUCCCUUAUUAAUUGUUGCUGAAGAAAAAGAGAUAGUGUUGAUGAUUAUACAUGAAUUAAAAAGAGGCUAUGUGGACUCAUUUUUUAUUCUUGAUGAGUGGCUUAAAGUUGAGGAUAUCACUCCUCCGUUACACUUACUUUGGGCCUUGGAUGUUGAAAAUUUAUUGAAGUUCACUACAUAUAUCUACUUCAACAAAGAAUAUUGUACUGCUUUGAAUGAAAUAGUUUCAAGUGCACUUCAGAAUGAUGAUGACUAUCAUGAAGAGAUUAAGAAGAUUUUGACUUAUGCAUUUCGGGUUAUAUUGAACAUUAGGCAUUGCACUUAUUUUCAAUUCUUUGAAGAAAAUAUUCUUAGCUCUACCAUUGCUAAGGUACUUGAAUAUUUCGAAUCUAAUAGUGAACUUAAAUGGCAGUACAUACAAAGCCUGAAAAUAUUAAAAAGUAUUAAUUCUGACUCUUUAAAUACUUUUUUAUUAGAUCAUAUGAGUGCCUUACUCAGUGGUGAAAACAGUUCAUAUGAAUUUUCUUUCAUACUUAAUAACCAUGCCAAGCUUUGGAUUUAUGAAAAGCUAUCACCGGAUGUUAAGACAUUCCUUAGUGAGAUGAUAUCAGGAUUGGAUUCAAAAACAGUUUUGAAUACUCUUAGUAAUGCAGUACUUAUAGGAAAUUUUAAUUGGAAAUAUUUAUCAUCCAUUAUUUCUGUAUUUAUACAACAACAUCAAAAUUCAGAGUUAUUAAAAGGUAUGGUUGAUGAAUUUUUUAAAAAUUCUCUUGAAGAGAAAAAUAAAACUCUGCUUUUUAAUACGCUAAUAGUUGCACGUCACUGUUGUGCUGAAAAAGCUAGAUAUUUUAAUAGUUAUCCAACUUGGUUUAGUUCAUUAAGUAUAAAAAAUGUUGUUGCUUUUACAUUCUUUUUUGAGUGUUUGACUCAAAUCGUCCCUGAUGAACCUCCAUUGUACCUGAAAAUUCAUGUUAAUAAGGUUCCUACUAUUCCAGCUAGUUGCAGAAAACAUUUUUCAGAAUAUAUUGCUCUUUGCAAAACUAGGCUGUCUGAUUUAAAUGAAACUACAGAUUACAUUGGAAUUUUUAAUGAUUACUAUGAAAAAGAUGAGGAAGGGCAAGAAGCAGAUGUUUGUCGUGCAAUAUCUAUAUUUCAAGAAAACCAAGAAAUUCCAAAGCCACUGCUUGAAGCAUCAGUUUUUAGAAAACAGUAUUAUGAGAAAGUGUUUCUUAAACGCUUGCUUUCAGUUCCUGAAAGUUCUGAUGCAAAGCGAGCUGAGCUUAUCAAUAAGUUGCACUCUGCUGGAAAGAUCUCUAAAACAUUGUACAAUCGCUGGGUUUCAUUAUCUAAAUGA
Messenger RNA from Nezara viridula (southern green stink bug), 1434 nucleotides. The record is from the annotation of a GenBank genome assembly. NCBI's taxonomy places the organism in Eukaryota, Metazoa, Arthropoda, Insecta, Hemiptera, Pentatomidae.